AACUUCGUUCUGAUUGUUCGUUGUUGAAAAUAUUUGCUCUUUGCGUGUUCGGCCGCCCCCAUACUUAUUUUCACUGCGUUCUUACAAGUUUUGUUUCGAUUGGUUGCUUUUGCAAGAAUCUAACAUCGUUGAUCUACUCUUCCUUAACCUAAUGUAAAGUGUAACUAACAGGCCCUCGUAUAAUUAAUAAAUUACAAUCUACCACUUAAUAACGACAAAAUGUUUUCACCUUUGGGUAUAUAUUAUGAACGCUUAUCAGCGCAUUUGUUUACAAUUUCCGUUGGUACUUCGGCAAUCUGAUCCUCGUCAGUUUGAAGGAUAUACGUCUGUUGAUAAGAGUUAGUUUACUAGUGUCAAGUUUCGUUACAAGCUACAAGCGAUUCAUCGAAGACACACAAUGUGCUUUCGCCUGGCGCGCUUGUAUGGUUUAUAAAGUUGCGUCAUAAUCUCUGAUGAUCCGCGUAUGCACGAGAUAUGUUAUUAAGGGUCUAUCAACUGGCGCUAAUUGGAACAGUGCUUCGUCGUAGUAAUAAAAUGGUGCUGGAAACGUCAACACGUGCUGCUGCCACUAGUGGAGAGGCUACCUUAGCUGCUAAGUCUACGUUAAAUUUUCAAGGGAUACCCGCAAAACAGCAACCAAUUGUAGAGGAUUACGAGAAUGCCGUUUCGACAUUGAAUUCGCUACAAUCUAACUACAGUGUGCUGCAAAAUGCUAGUAGCAGAAUUCAUACUCCUGAUUCAAUUCAUAUUCAGGAAACAGCUAAAUUUCUUGUUAGGAUUGGUAUAUCACUCGAAAAACUUGAUCGUCUUCCAGUUAUUCAUAUCUCCGGGACAAAGGGAAAGGGAUCAACCUGCUCCCUGGUAGAGUCCAUACUGCGUGCGUAUGGUUACCGAACUGGAUUUUUCAGCUCCCCGCAUUUAGUAUCGGUAACUGAACGAAUACGAUUAGAUGGAAUUCCCAUCGAAAAAGGGAAAUUUGCUAGCUAUUUCUGGAAUGUAUACAAUCAACUGCUCGCUAAACGUAGCCAUUCGCGAGAUUUGCCAGCAUAUUUCAACUUUUUGACGUUAAUAGCAUUUGAGGUGUUUCUACGGGAGAAUGUUGAUGUGGCUAUUAUAGAGGUAGGCAUUGGGGGCAAAUAUGAUUGCACCAAUGUGGUCAGAGGGACAAAGACCGUUGGUAUUACAUCGCUUGGCUUGGAACAUACAAAAUUACUGGGAAAUACGUUAGACGAGAUUGCAUGGCAAAAGGCCGGUAUUGUGAAAACAGGUUCGGAUGUUUUCACCGUACGCCAACCGAGUGGGUGUUUGAACAUAAUUGAAGCUGAAUGCAGGCAAAAAGGUGCAAACCUUCACGUAGUGCCUGAUUGUGACAGUUACCAGUGGUAUCGAAAGCCAAUUCUCAAUACGAGUAAUUUAGCGAUUAAAUUAAACACAUCUCUAGCUAUUCAAAUCGCUCUCAACUGGAUAGGGCACACGCGGCCUGAGCUAGUUUCUCAGAACCACAAAAUUUUAUCGAAUGUUAUCAGUCAAGGAAUAGAUACCUGCUUCUGGCCUGGUCGAUGCCAUAAAAUACGAAAGGACAAUAAACGUAUUUUUCUAGAUGGUGCUCACACGAUGGAGAGUAUAGAAGUUUGCGCUAAAUGGUUUCAAGCUGGUCAUCGAAAAGGAAAUCCUCAAUUGCUUAUAUUCAACGCUACAGGUGAUCGCAAUUCUUUCAAAUUGCUUAAACUGUUAUCCAAAUAUGUUCGUUUCGAUGGAGUGUUCUUCUGUCCUAACGUAGCUUCACAUCAGUCAACGAAUAUUGACUCAAUCAACCUAAACUUUCCUAAAGAACAGCAAAUGAAACGCUGUGAGGACAAUCUGCAGUUUUGGAACGAUCUGAUGAAUCAACGCGAAACACCAUGUACUAUAUCAUCUGUUGAAUCAUCUGUACACGCAGUACUGGAGCAAAUUGAUAACAACUAUUCAACAUGUCAAGAGUGUGAUAUUUUGGUGACUGGUUCACUACAUCUGAUAGGAACUGUUCUGACUGCGUUAAAGUUAGAAUCGCUUGUGAUUUCACCUAGCUAGAUGCAUUUUACAGUCAUUGCAUGCAAUCAUCUGGCCAAAUGCAAAAGUUGAUGUUUCUUUAAGCGAAAAGGGGAGGGAGGUGAGUAACAUCAUUAUUGUCACAACGUUGUGAUUCUUCCGCGCAUUUGAAGCUAGGGAUAUUAUACUCCAUUAAAAAUCUACAUUCACUGUUUGCCCACGUGGAACUGAAAGGAAAAAUCUAUCCAUCGCACGAAGGCGUUAUAACACCGGCUGACACCGACGAGCCUGCAAAAUAGCGCAUAAACUCUUGUAAAAACAUGUAGGUAUAUAUAGUGGAGAGGAAAACGAGUGUCUUUCCAUGAUUAUGCAUGUAAUGACUGACGCAAAACGCUGAGAAUGAAAAUAAUUGGAAACGAAAUUUCACAUGGGCUGGGAAUGGUAAUAUGCGACUGCGAAGUUGAAUUUAAAUCCAUCAAAAUGAUCGAUUCUCUUUUUGCACUGCAUAUUAUUGACAGAUGGACCAUUUUGGACAAAUUUAACAAGAGAAUAUUAGUACACAGUUUUCCUUUAACCCUCUUCCGCUUACGGUGUAUGUAGAGCAAGAUAACUUGUUUUAUUUACUUCCUCAAUCGAUGUAGACUGAUAUGGUUACAGAUACGGUUACAUUUUUUUUCUUAAUUACUAAUAUGUAUAUAUAUGUAAGUUCAUUGUGAACGAAGCAAUUACUGCUUUUACAGAAUCAUCAUCUCAAGCGUUAGAAUUUCUAUUGGGUGUGAACAGUGUUAGUUUCAGUUUAGACAUUGUAAAAUUAAUUAAUUCGCAAUAGUAAUUAUAAAGUAGACAUCAUUCGAUUUAUAGAGCUUGUGCGAUAAGGAAUUAUUGAAAAUUAACUUUGCUGUUGUAGGCGCAUAAAACUUCAAUUUGGACGAAAUUUGGGCUGAAUCAAUGCGAUGCGAAGCGAUAUUAUUAAUGAACACAUCAUAAACUCGCAAAGCUCCUUUAAUUUUUGUAUAUUGAUAAGCAUGCAGCGUGCUUCAUAAGGUGGCAGAGGAAAUGUUGUCGGGCCUAGUUCACGAAGGGCAAAUAAUAUGAACUGCUCUUGUACCGAUUGUAUUCUUUCGUCAUCCCUGCUCAGUAAAGGAAGAGGGCUCGUUGUGCCAGCUCGGUCGUGGCACAUUUCAAUUGUGAGUCAGUGAAUGCAUGACACGCAAAAAUGUCUGAGCCGAUGGCAAUCACUGUCAGUGACCAAUCGAACAUUUUGAAAUGAAAACGUACGUCAUUAGAAUCAGUUUAGUUUACAUAGUCAUAAUUCGCCAACUGAUUCGGGUCACUGAACUGUAAUAUAUUUAAAAUAUGGCUAACCAUAUUUCUGUUCCAUAUCAUUUGAACCAUUCUGAGUGGCCAAAAUAUAUUUAUUUAUUCAUAACUGUCAUCUUUUCCCUCUCUAUGUGAUUUUAGUAAUCAUUGUUUUUCCCUCUGGAGAAGCGGAGGGAAAGAAAACUGCAACAGAUUACAUAAAAAUCAUUCUAGGAUUUAUUAAGGCUUGAUGAUGUGUGAAAACUCAACAAUGCAUGGUAUUAUCCAGAGUGAACAACAAGAUAAUUGUUCUCAGUAUAUCACUGAUCAAAAAACUACAGCCAUUAGGUUUUACAUCCACCGACAUAACCCCACAAAACGAGCCGGAUGAACUUCUUUUGACAAUUCUCGGUGGUUUGUUUACAUAGAAGUUACGUGAGUUCGAAUGUAACAGAUGAGCAACCGUUGCGCUCGCACUCACGCAUCUGACAAAGUAAACAAACCACCGAGAAUUGUCAAACAUGAACUUCUUUCAUCAUGAGUUCAUUCGUGUCGUCAUCUUGUAGAACUCAAUAUGCAUACAUAAUACUGACAACUCAAGUAAUAUUCGAUUCCACAAAACCAAGAAAUAAGUUCUCCAAAUAUGUCCUGCUAGUGUCGCCUCCCCUAGAUUGAGGGGUUUGACGGUAUUGGAAACAUCAUCAAGCAUAUUGCGUGCAUCAUUGCUAAAAUAUCUCAGACAGACAAUUGCUUUAAGAUGGUUAUUGCAUUACGCCUUCGUAGUGGUGCACCGAGGAGACCUUUUUAUGUUUUGUAUUUUUCUGUACCAGCCCAUACUAACGCUCAACCAUUAUGAUUGACUUUCGCAGUGGGCCGUGUUUGCAGAUAUUGUUCCACAGUUUAAUGCCUGUGCGCGCUGGCGUAGCAGCCUAGCCGGUUGAUCAGGAUUGACUUUCGCAGUGGGCCGUGUUUGCAGAUAUUGUUCCACAGUUUAAUGGUAUUGUUGAUGAACAUGGCUCACAGUGGGGUCAUUGUGAAUCCGUUUAUCGGUGGACUUCGUCAUCGUGCACAUUCUAAUUAAAUUAAUUAAAUAAAUGUAUAAUUAGCAACCUAUUAGUGGUCGUUCUGCGUAUGUAUUCGUCUGAAUAUUUGUGACAGCUAGGUCAGGGAAUGGAUGCAAAACUAACGUAUAUGAUCAGAGCCGUAGCGUGGUCUUCUUGCGCCCUUGGCGGAAUCUCAGUUGUGCGCCCCUUUGGUGUUUACCUUGGCUUUUUUCAGUUCAACUUCAAAUAAUAAUUUGUGUACAUGGAAACGGCACUCCUUCUUCCUACUUAAUUCAUGUUUAACUGUCGUUCAUUUCAUGUAAAUAACAGCCACAAUUUUUUACUGUUUAUGAAAUCAGUUGACACAAGAUGUUUGAAGGCGACGGAGGGAGCAUCUAUUCAGAAGACUGUAUAUUAGGGUGCCAAAACCUUGUAUAGAAAAUAGGUGAUCGUUGAAUUUAAUAACCAGACGCACCUCAACAGUAUUAGAACCUAGAAAAAAGUCUCUUUGCAAAAGUUUAACUCAAUUGGACACGAUUAAGGGGUUGUGCAAAACGGCCAAAGUGCAAGAAUUUCCGGCCAUGAAAAAAUACAAAAGGAACCAUGGAAUAUUUUAAAAUUGAAUUCGAAUUUUUGAUGCUAAAUGGAUUAGGAUGUAAUAAAACGUCGAGAUCUACUUUGAAAAUUCCGGAUUUGAGUUGAUACUGGGGUUUGAAAAGGCUGCUUUUAAUUUAUUUUCUAUGCCAAAUGUCUUAGAAAUGCAUGAAACAACGGAUCUUGUAUCUUCUCAUUAAAAUUUUUUUGACAAGGUUGCCUCUCUGGUACUUUUAAUUUUUAACUGAGAUUUUCAUAAAUAAUAAAAUUAAAAAUUGUUUUAUUCUAGAAUUGCCACCAGAUUUCGACGUUUCAUCUAAUUUUAAAAUAUUUGGCAUACAAAAAAAUUGCAUUUUCAAGUUAAAAAAAAACGUUACUGGCGACAGGACUUUCACGAAGAACUAAUGCGUUUACAUGUCCGCUCACAAAGUUGAGAUCGGCGGUGUAGUUAUCGAUUCGAACAUGGCAUGUGUGGAUUUACUGAAGAACGAGAUUGUCUGUUUCAAUGAUCUGUUGCUCCAGUGAGCGAAGAUUUUGAUUGACAAUCGCACUGGACGGGACAAAAUAUGAUGUCGUUUCAAACUAGUGUCGGGUCACCUUUUGCGAGACUGCUUCGCGUCUUCUUCGACAAGGAUCGUCUGCAUGGUCGGUUGCUUGUGCCGCGCGUCAUGUAUGCAGUAUUACACUAAUUAUAAGCAAAUGGGUCUUUGUAAGACAUAUUUUUCUCUUUCUUGAAGGGCCGUUAGAUAUUGGCAAGAAAAAGCUCGACCACAAAUCCGAAGCAAACAGCUUCUGGUCUUAGACAAUUUAGCAGAAACAGAGUAUUUUGAACGCUUCCAGGAACACCAAAAGUCUCAUGUGACAUGAAAUGACAUGACCAGAGAUUCAACUUGAUGCAGGAUUGGUUGGACCUAGGCUGGAAACCGUCGACUUUGUGAUAUUGCGGAAUUCAUCCCGGCAUCAAGGAGACAAUUUUUAGAGUACGGCAUGGGUUUAUUUUCUCGAUGAUAUAAUCCUUCGAAUGUUCAAUUUGUGCAUUCGAUUGUAUUCAUUCGGGAAGAUAGGAUUGGAUAAAUUAAGGUACAAUCAAUUUACCGACGCACGUGAAUCGAGUAUUCCCGGUCAGCAUAGCAUGAUGACAUUCUAACUUAAUGGUAAAUAAACAUCAUUUGCAGGUAUUUAGAGCAUGAGCAUGAGCAUGAGCAUGAUGACCGUACAAUUCGUAGUUGCUACUCCGUGAUUGUCCAGAACAAGCAAAAUUGCACAGAGAAUCAACGAAUGGAGCCUGGGAGUAACUAUCCAUUCUCAAUGUGCACGUUUCGAGAGUUCUAUACUUUGAAAGGACAAUAACGGCGCCGGCCACGUCCUUACAGUCAUCGGGGAAGGAAAGGAAUGUUAGUGUAGCAUACGUUGUUAUGGAGACUAGAGAUGGGCCAUUCGUUCGCGAACGGUUCAAGUGAACUGGUUCUUCGAAGAGAAUGAGCGAACGGAAGUUCUUUUUAAAAGAACGGUAGUUCUCAAUUCUCUUCAAAGCGAAUGAACUGAACCUGACCUAAAGCCGUUUGGCGAAUUUCUCGGACCGAUUUUUAGGCGAACGAAUGAAAAUGAACCGACUUGCCGUCCCACAAACCGCUCUCUGUGCUCUCCCAGAAUGGAACCGGCGAAGAACGACUCAUCACAUUCUCUAUUUCUCUAGUUAUACAUCAUGAAGAAAUCGCUACCCUUGAUGAACUUGUUAAGCAUACAGGGGUAUAAUAGUUUGGGCAGCAUCUGUUUAGUUCCUCUCCAAGAAUCGAAUGUUUUGAGAGACAUUCGCUAGAUACAAGUAAAUUAUCAGCUGAACGGAAGAAAGGUUCAUCUGAACUAGUUCUUUUUACAGAACUGUUCAGUCGGGAAUGGUUCUUCGAAGUGAACUGUUUCGCCCAUCUCUAAUGGAGACCGUGUAUACCUCUGCAUCUCCACGUUUGCCACGGGAAGGAGUUUUUGUUAGUCGGAUGGGGUAAAGAGUUACACAAAUCUGGAUUCACCUUGAUAAGUGAUGCGAUUUAUGCAAGUUCAAAAAGUAUUAUCAUGUGUUUAUUGUUCUGGGCAACCGGUUGCCGAGAAUAUAUGAAAGAUUUAAGGUUUGUUGAAUUAAUUCGGCAAUGUAAAAAUGUAACGUCAGCUCCGGACAGAGGACUGUGUGUUACUUACAUUAAAUUGAAUCAAACGGCUUGCGAACGAUUUUAUUAUCCCUUGCUUCUGUUAUCCGGCGAAACACGAUAUCCAAAGAACAAUACAAAAUAACGGGAUUAUUUUUACUUUCCCUUUCUCGAGACAUUUGCCGAAAUAGAAGCGGUUAUAGUUAUGUAAUGGAAUAUUUCGAAGUAUAGAUUGAUAUUAUUUUAAGCAAUACAACGACAGCUAUGUAAUGUUUCUUUACACCACGAACGAUUGAGUGAGAUACCGACUGUUAUGCAAUUAAUAUUCGCGCGCGAUUUCAUGUGAGUGAUUUUUGAGCGGCAUACGAUCAGCACCACCUAGAUACCUGAAACGACCGACUUUGUAUGUCGAACAUACAACCGACAACAGGCUCGCCUUAUAUUUGGCUAACUACUAAAAAUUGAAGGAAGAAUGGACACGAAAACCAAAUAUAACUGAUAUAUUAAUAUAUAACAACGUGCUAAAAAUUUAAAAUGUAGAAAAUACAAAAAUGAAGAAGCGAUUGACACAUACCAAAACAAGUUUUUUUCUGCAUCACCCUCGCCAAGCAGAGAUUCGGCAGAAAAAGUAAGUCUAGAGCCCUUAAUGAAAACGACACAUCCACAGUGAGUGAACCCUCCCUGACAACCCCCUCUUUCGAUCGUUACGGCAUCACUGUAGCACUUCUAACUUAUUUUACAAUACAGAUAGAAAGACGGUGGUUUUGAUUACACUGAGGAAAAGGCACUUAAGAAUUUCAUAAGUCACGACUUAUGAACCUUCACAUUUGUGAUUUCAUUAGACGCUUAUGUAUUCCAUAAUCGAAUACAUGAAUUUCAUAUGUUCGCAUUAUUGAUUCCAUAGACGAGUCUUAAGAUUGUUAUAAAGAAUAGUAUUGUGAAAAUGUCAUAAGAUACAACAAAAUGGAUGGGAUUAGCUUCAAAUUAGGUGUGUUGCAAUUGAACCAAACUAGCUGUUUAAAAUGAGUGUAAAAUAAAUGUGACUUUAUUUUGUGUUCAUAGACCAUGGUCUCAUAUUAUUUAUAUUUGACAGCGCCUACGCAAUAUUGUGGCAUAACUGAAUCUAUUACGAUGGAUACUUAGCCGAACCAUAGUGCUCAGAAACUUACGGCUUCCAAGUAGGUGAACUGGAGACUUGUUUGAAAAUGUAUGUACAUUAUUUUAAUGAUUUUUAAAAUAUAUGGCUAGAAAAAGGAAAUACAAAAAGUGUUGUUAUUUACAAUCUCUUACCAUGAUGAAUAAUAUACCUAAGUAUAAUGGCAUGAAAAUCAUAAGAGCAUCCUCAGAAAUUCAUAAGUAUGGCUUAUGAAAUUCGUAAGUGACCCAAUAGCCAUUUUCCCCUCUAAAUCAUAAGACACACUUAUGAUUUCUAUAUGGGAUCCUUGUGGCGCAAAUUCAUAAGUAGUUCUUAUGGAUUUCGAUAGUUAUUUUAUCUCGGUGUAGCAUACUACGCAGAGUUGAUGGAGAGAAAGUAACCAAUGAGAGUCGCUCACCGUAGACACGUCUCCCUGAAAAAAAGCCUCAAGAAGUGUGUAGUUUUCAUCUCGGUAAUUCAUGUUAGGUAAAAAUCCCCCUGGUCGAAUAUCAACCCGCAACAUCACCCAUGAACGCCCCCCUGGUGACAUAUUUAUAGCUGACAAUCCAAGGAAAAAUAGGAUUUUGACAGGAUUCCAGUGCGCCUCAUGUCUUUAUGUUUAUUACACAUACCAAGAACACCAAAUCAUGUGAUAUGAUAGCCGGAAGAUUAGAGAAGCAAACCCAAUCACAACAAUUACACAGGUUUUUGGUGAUACCAAGCAGGUUCAUUGGACAAAGAUACCGACAGCCAUGGUCAAUCUGUCCUGUGUAGCAACAUUCAAUGUUAAUUCCAGCAACGCCGGCUCAUCAUACCACAUCAGGAGCACUGCCGCUCCACACACAAUCAUCUCAACCACCCUCACAUCAAAUUACACCAUUUGAUCACAAACACGUUGUUCAUCAUCAGCGGGCGAUACACGUUCAAUAUUUUGACGUAUUGAUGGAAUACUUUCAAUACGUCAAUAUCUCUCCAAUGCACAUUCCUUCAUCACGCAUACACCUCCAGCAGGCACCCAACGAGUGCACCGACCGAACACGUCCAAUGAAUAAAAUCUACCGCAGAAGAAACGUCUACGUGUGUGCGUAUAAUGGAAACUUCAAACGCCUCACUCAUCAUUGAUUAAAAUAUUGCGAUUCGCACGAUCCGUCGCUCCUUCGUCAACGGUACAUUACAUCAACGGGACGUCAAUUAUAUGCAGGUCCCAUGCAGGCGUUCAAACAGAACAAAAAACAACACAACGUUUCGGUGUUCGCACAAGGAAAUGUAUUCCACUCAUCCCGAAGCACCGGUGAAGCGACGUUGAUGCUCUGCUCCGCUAACUGAAACCGACGUACCGUGUGAUUGAACGCUACUCUGAAAGUAUAGACAGUAAUCACAUCUCAUCCGUCCACCACUAUACUGGUUGCCACAAUGCGCAAAAACCU
This is a messenger RNA of Topomyia yanbarensis, 9667 nucleotides long. It is a transcript of the gene Fpgs1, whose product is annotated as folylpolyglutamate synthase, mitochondrial. The coding region runs from base 475 to 2070 and encodes 531 amino acids. Gene Ontology annotation, molecular function: ATP binding; tetrahydrofolylpolyglutamate synthase activity. Gene Ontology annotation, cellular component: cytosol; mitochondrion; cytoplasm. Gene Ontology annotation, biological process: tetrahydrofolylpolyglutamate biosynthetic process. Lineage: Eukaryota; Metazoa; Arthropoda; Insecta; Diptera; Culicidae. The record is from RefSeq and is a predicted model, not a curated record. The transcript is spliced from 6 exons.